Molecule: messenger RNA, 1107 nt
Organism: Topomyia yanbarensis
Lineage: Eukaryota; Metazoa; Arthropoda; Insecta; Diptera; Culicidae
Product: whirlin-like
Exons: 4
Coding region: 7-1092 (361 amino acids)
Cellular component (GO): stereocilia ankle link complex; plasma membrane; cilium
Molecular function (GO): protein binding
Source: RefSeq, a predicted model, not a curated record
GCGGAAAUGCGCUUAGGGGGCGCCCCCGGUGGCGGAGACCCCCUAGCGAUGGGUGGCGGGAACGAUUAUGCCGAACUGUGCGACCUGGGCCCGUCCCGGUGGAGCUCCAGGAGCGGCUACCAGCAGGUCUCGCCGCCGGUCAAUUCGAUCUACCACCACACUGGCGGCAGUAUUGCUGGUGUCGGCGGCGGCGGCGUCGGUGGAUCCAUGACCGGUGGUGGCCCCAGCAGCGGAGUCGGUGUCGGUCACGGGAGCCUUGGCGGGGGCAGCUCCGGUGUAGGAGGCCAUGGUUCGGGCGGUGGCCACGGGACCACACUCCGCUCGAACAGCUUCGAAGCCGAGGAUGUGAUCGGCCCGUACGGCAGCACCCGGAUAGGCAACAGCACAAGCUCCCUGCGAGGACGUUCAGGUUUAUAUUAUUCACCACCCGGUACUUCAUAUACAAUAGUAGAAAGAGAAAGACCACACUCUCCUCAUUAUUAUUAUAACACAGCCGGUGUCCCUUCCAAAGGAGGUUCAUUGCCAAGUAGAAGUAGUUAUUUAGACUCAGCUAGUUUAGGUGUUUCAACUGGUGCAGGUACAGUUCCAAAUUCUACCAGACAUAAUGGUAAGAAGCGACCUAUCUCACCAGAGCAGGUCCUAAGAAUGUUUAACACAACAAGUUCGUCUUCUUCAGUUCCUACUAGUUAUCAUAGUAAUGGCACGCGAGAUCGAGGCCGUCGCAGUCCUGCCAGCAGUCCGCCUUCUACUACCCACCAGAUCUAUCGUGAUCGGGAACGGGAUCGUAAUAUACCGAGUAUUCACUCACUGACGACGCGCACGGUGAACAUGUCACGUGACCAGCAAACCGAAGCUAGUCACGGGUUCGGCAUCUGCGUCAAAGGAGGCAAGGAUUCAGGUGAGUGUGUUGGCGUGUACAUAUCGCGGAUAGAGGAAGGUUCGCUAGCGGAACGGGCCGGUUUGAGGCCCGGCGACACGAUACUGGAAGUGAACGGGACACCGUUCACGUCCAUCAACCACGAGGAAGCGCUCAAGGUAAGAUGUGGCAAUUUUUUCGAUUUUAUUUAUUUUUGUCUUAUUCAAAUUUCAUAACCCUUCUACACAAUA